GUGUCGUAAAACUCAACAGAAGAAGAAAAGGGCGGAAGUUAGCGACACCUCAAAAGGAUACCGUUUUUUUUAGUAGAAACAUCCCUCAAAAAAAUCUGUAAAACCACUCAAAGGGGCCAGAAUUCCAAUCGACUGGGGAAGAAAACAUUCAACAUGCUGAGAGAAUUGAUAAGAGAGCGACUAAUGGCGGCUGCUGAUGAAAUAUUCGGACUGGUUGAAAGAACAAUGGCGUCGUACGAGGAGGAACUUUCUCGAACAAGAGACGAGAAGGAGCGACAUCGACGACAACUGGAAGCUGUUAGAAAGACUCAAACUGUGCUAGGAGACGUCCAGCAGCUGAUUGGUCGUCAAGAGGAACGUCACCCUCAACAGCAGGGGGAGAGCUCUGCUUUGAAGCCUGAGAAUCCACAGCCCCAGCACAUUAAAGAGGAAGAGGAGGAACUCUGGAUUACCCAGAAGGGAGAGUGUCGUCGAAGGCAGAAGGAAGCUGAACUCACCAAGUUGCCACUGACUGUUGUUUCUGUGAAAACUGAAGACGAUGACGAGAAACCAGAAGCACACAACUUCUUAGCUCCACUAUCAGAUAGUGAUGACACGUCACACUCUGAUGAGGAUAAAGACAGGGACUACACCCUUUUGAGCGGUGCUGCAGACUGUGAAGGUGAAAUGAGGACCCACACUGACUACAAACAUUCUGAAUACUCUGAAAAGGAGACAGGUAAAGAACAUUUGACCUGCUCAGUUUGCGCCAAAAGCUUUUCUAAAAAGAGUGAUUUCACUCGACACGGGCGUACACACACAGGAGAGAAACCCUUUAGGUGUGUAGUUUGUGGUAAAGAUUUCUCUCAGAAAGUAACCAUGAAGUCACACAUGAGAACGCACACAGGCGAAAAACCCUUCAAGUGUUUAGUUUGCGAUAAAAGAUUCAGUUACAAUGCAUCUGUGGUAUCACACAUGAGAACGCACACGGGAGAAAAACCCUUUAGAUGUACGGUUUGCGAUAAAAGAUUCUCUCACAAUGCCACUUUGGUAACCCACAUGAGAACACACACAGGAGAAAAGCCCUUCAGAUGCUUGGUGUGCGAGGAAAGCUUUUCUUACAGAUACAGUUUGACUCAACAUAUGAGGACACACACAGGAUAAAUGCCCUUUUGUUGUUCAGUUUGUGGUAAAACAUUCUCUCAAAAGGUAAAUAUGGACUCACACAUGACAACACACACAGGGAAAAAGUUUAAAUGCUCCAUUUGCCACCUUUUCUUACAGAUAUAGUUUGACUCAACACAUGCGAAAGCACACCGGAGAAAAACCUUUUAGUUGUUCAGUUUGUGAUAAAAGAUUCUCACAGAAAUAAACUGUUAUAGCAUAUGAGAACGCACACAGGAGAAAAACCUUUUAGAUGUUCAGUUUCUCUCACAAUGCAACUUUGGUAUCCCACAUGCGAACACACACGGGAGAAAGACCUUUUAAAUGCUCCAUUUGCCGGGAAACCUUUUCUUACAGAUAUAGUUUGACUCAACACAUGCGAAAGCACACCGGAGAAAAACCUUUUAGUUGUUCAGUUUGCUUUAAAAGAUUCUCCCAAAAAGUUAAUAUGGAGUCACACAUGAGAACACACACAGGAGUAAAAUCAUUCAGUUGCUCAGUUUGUGGUAAAAACUAUUCUUAUGAGAAAAGUUUGACCACAAUGUAGAAUAAAUGUUGAUGCUGUCCGGUUUAUGCGAAAUAAUUCACCAAGUUACCUGAAAAGCGAUGAUCAGCAGUUUACUUUGUGAGUGCCAAGUUAGUGUGCCGCAAGGAACAGCAGCUACACAACUUUAAAUCAAACCUGAUGUAGGGCUGCACCAUUUUGGAUCAAAUAAGGCGAUUCUCUUUUUCCACUAGUACUUAUUUUACCACUGAUUUUAAAAAGCAUGCAAUAUAUGUGCAAUAUAUUUUGUUCAGUGGCCACCGUGAUUUUAAUUGUAUUUUAAGUAUUUGACAUGUAACAUGUGUCUCUUUAUAUUAAGGAUGCACAAUACUUUUCUCUCAUGCCGAUAUUGACAACUUACUGCUUUUCAAGACCGAUACGGUCAGCCGAUAAUUUUUUAAUGUAUAUUUAACUGUUUGUGAACACCUGGAGGUAAGAGAAACUAAAAAAAUAGAUUGAUAUGGCAGACCGUACCUGUAGAUCUUUAUAGUUUCUGCAACGAUGGUAAAGGCCUGGUUGUCAAGUGGCAUCAAUUUAAUAUUAAAAUCACAGAUCGCUUUAGCCAUCAGAUCGUCUCUGGCAAACUUUUUGCGCUUUUCAAACGCUGCAGCGAUAGAAACACGACCUCAGCUUUUCUUUGCGUCAGCUUCUUUAGCAGCACAGGCGUCUCCGCAGGCUUUUUAAACACCUGCCGUCUUAGGUGGCUGAUACAGUUUGAUGUGUUGGUGCGUGAUGUUUUACCCUUCUGCAGAACUUUUGGUGCAAAAAGCACACAAAGUCUUCCUCUGAAACAUCGAAGAAGUCCCACACGAUCGAUGCCAUAUUUGUUUACAUUGAGCUCGGA
Molecule: messenger RNA, 2531 nt
Organism: Nerophis lumbriciformis (worm pipefish)
Lineage: Eukaryota; Metazoa; Chordata; Actinopteri; Syngnathiformes; Syngnathidae
Biological process (GO): regulation of DNA-templated transcription
Cellular component (GO): nucleus
Molecular function (GO): RNA polymerase II cis-regulatory region sequence-specific DNA binding; DNA-binding transcription factor activity, RNA polymerase II-specific
Source: RefSeq, a predicted model, not a curated record